GCUCCGUGUUUGUGGUCCAAGUGUUUUGCUCCGUGAGGUGCCGCCGGCUCAAGCGUUUCGAAACCUGCACGUCCCAAAGGUCGAGGCUGAUGACUGGGAACGGCGAGCUCAAGAAUGUUCCGACGAUCAAGGCUUACAAGAACCACGAGUACCUGGGCUCCCCGACCUCCAGGCACAUCAGGAUCAUGUGUGAGCUCUAUGAGCCAAUGCACCGCCUGGACAAGCACAACAUCGACAACUACUUCAUCAUAGUCGGCUCGCACUUGGUCAUGCAGCCGGAGGACAGGGCCAAGCACAUUGCCGGCCUAGAGCAGCAAAUCAAGAAGCAGAGCUCGGAGGAGGAGGUGGAGGCUUUGCAGGGGAAGCUCCGCUUUGCCAAGAAGCUGCAGACCAUGGACAAGUACUAUGUGAUGGCGGCGGAGUUGGGCAAGAAGCUGGGUCAGUGGAACAAGGAGCGCGCCGCGAACGGCAAGCCGUCCUACCACGUGAGCACGGGGGGCGGCCCGGGCAUCAUGGAGGCCGCCAACCGCGGGGCCCACGAGGCAGGGGACACCACGCUGGGCUUCGGCGCCUCGCGCCCCGAGUGGGGAUCUUUGAACAAGUUCGUCUCGGAGGAGGGCGCCUUUGAGUUCCACUACUUCUUCAUGCGGAAGUUCUGGAUGGCCUACAAGUGCAUGGGCCUGGUAGUUCUGCCAGGAGGCUUUGGAUCCUUAGAUGAGCUGUUUGAAAUGCUGGUGCUUCUGCAGACCAAGAAGAUCUCGCACCCGAUGCCGAUCAUCCUUCUGGGCGAAGAGCAUUGGAAGAAGGCGAUCAACUUCGACUAUAUGCUGGAGUGCGGCAUGCUCACCCAGUCGCACCUGGACAUGCUGGUGUUCAAGAACUCAGCAGAGGACGCGUUCCAGUACCUGGUCGAGAAUGUCCGCAGGGCGGAGGAAAGCGGUGAGACUGAGCAGGUCGAGACUGCCAAGCGCAGACGGCUGGACACCCACUCCAGUACUCCAUCCAAGAAAGCGCGGUGAUCGAAAUCUUUUGUUAGCCUUCGAUUCGAUGGGUUUCACAUCGGCCUUUGAACGCCUUCCGUGCGAGGUCUCACCAGGCUACGCGAGCUAGGCGAAUCGCAUCGCGUGCUUGUUAUCUUGUUUGGCUUUAAUAGCUCCUCUUGCUCGAGCUCGGGGGUGGUGACUCUGACAUCUUUUGUUCAC
Messenger RNA from Effrenium voratum, 1202 nucleotides. The record is from the annotation of a GenBank genome assembly. Lineage: Eukaryota; Dinophyceae; Suessiales; Symbiodiniaceae.